ACCGGUUUGAGCUUUUGUUGAAGCACUUGAAAACCUUUUUGCGAAGUUCUAGUUCUUCCGGUAGCAGGAGGACAGCAGGAUCAUUGUCUUCGAGCAGUACAAGUCGAGGAAGGCAGAAAUCUUUGUUUUCUACCUCAAUCAAGGCAUUGGUGAAGGAUCGGGAUCGUCAAGGACACCACGACGGUCGUGAUAGUAGUACCUCCAAAGGAGCGACUGAGAAGGUAGAGCAACAAGUGGAAGACGGCGCAGUUUCCUCUUCUUCCAGUAACUCCAGCUCCUCUGGCACUUCCUCCAGUAGCAAGCAAAAUGGACCUGCAGGUGGAGGAGACCAGGUCGGUAGUGUAACUUCUCCCGCGAAAACCAAUAGUUCCGACCGCCACAUAACAUCAACAUCGAACCGCGCCGUCACGGCGGGUCAUCAUCGCUACCAGGAUGGUAUAGAAAUCGAGAAUUUACUGCACGAGGCGCUGGAGCAGUUUCCGGUGUCUCACCAGCUGCUCGCGGCCCUGGAGAAGUUUUUCAUCGAGACGGACCAGGAUGAGCAACGCCGGGAGAGCCUGCACCUGGUCAUCGCACGAGACUUGAACGCUCGUGUUUCCCAUUGGGCAAUGGAGGUGGGGCCGAGGGGUGUUGAGCAGGGAGGAGCAGGAGUUGGCGAAGAAAAUAUUAACGCCAGCACGUCUACUAUCAAAUGCAAAAAUGUCUGGGUCUGGGGGAUUCCGAGAUUUGUCAUGCUAGUCUGGCAUGACUCUGAACUCUGCAUUGCGUGGCCGCGAAGAGCUCCUACUCCCUGUCAUGCAAAAACGCAGUUUCUCAUGCGGAAUACGCAACUCAGCACCAUGAAAAAAACUUGUCAUGCUUGGCAGUGCAUCACAGGGAGCUCAAUGUUCCCUUCCUUGCAUCACAAGUUUCCAGACCCAGACAUUUUUGCAAUCCAUAUCUACUUCUCGUGCACCACCACUUCUGAGAGGAUCUCCCGGAGCAGGCGCGCCGAGCAGUGCAUCGUCCUCUUCCUCCGCGCGCCCGCCCGCGAUUUCCACCGAAGUAGAGGACGACUCAGUGUCUUGCUUCUGGACACCGACUGGCCGAGGUGGGAGUAGCGUCACAAACGCUGCUGGAGCAGCAGGGUCAAUGUUCAGCAUAACGAGAAACUCGGCUGCGUUGACUACUACAUCAGUAACACCGACGACCGCGGCUUCUUCCACCGGCAUUUUUGCUAGAACACCCCAAGCACCGCGUGCCUCCGGAGCAGCCUGCUCGUCGUCCACCAGCGCGAGCACUGGCAUACGAGCUGAACACACUCUGCGUGCGACCAAGAGUUCGCCGGUGCUGCUCCAAAGGGAGGAAAGGCCGCGGAUUGAUAAUGAUAGUGCGCAGUCGUCCUCUGUCGUCCGAGAUCUGGAUUUGGAGGAGGUCGACAUCAACACUUCUUCAGACGACGAGGACAGCGAGAACCCGCUUUUCGCGUCUAGCAGCUCGGUGUUUAUUCCCGAUAAGGAGUUGAAGUCUCUCGCGAAAAAUCCGCUGUUGUCCGUUUCUUUCUCGGCGUUCAACCGCGAUACGGGUGAGGCGGAAAUCGUGCCGGAUGGGGGGACGGGAAGCAGCCGCGGGAGCGGGAGGGUGGUGAGGAGUGUGCGACGAGAGGACAGGUAGAACAGUGAUGUACUGCUGAUGCUGAAAAUAGCGAACUAUAGUACAAGAACGGAACGACUUCAUCAGCUGUGGAACACGAACGCAGAUAGUUGUAGUUCGAGAAUAAAGCCAGCACGUUCUGAAGAUGCAUCUUGUCAUGAAAGUGUAGC
Molecule: messenger RNA, 1802 nt
Organism: Amoebophrya sp. A120
Lineage: Eukaryota; Dinophyceae; Syndiniales; Amoebophryaceae
Source: the annotation of a GenBank genome assembly